AUUAUAUACUUGCUUUUUGAUAGUCUAUCAUAAAAAAUGUAUAACUGACGGAUAUAUAAGGAGAAAGGCAGGCCUGAUCGUCACAUCGACAACAGUGUGGAAGAUACUAGAACACAGAACUCUUCAAAGAAAAAAUGAAAGCAAUAUUUGUGGUUGCACUUACCGCUCUUUUGGUGGCGUUUGCUUCAACUGUUCCACCACCUGAAUGUGGAAGCGGACAACACGAUAUCUUCCUUCCGAAUCCAGACGACUGCUCAACCUUUUAUCUCUGCGAUAGAGGUGAACCAUUGUUGAUGCAAUGCAACGAAGGACUUGAAUUUAACCCGAAAUUAAGAGUAUGUGAUUGGCCUAAGCAAACUGUCCGCUGUAAACGUCUCGUUUCAAAGCCAUCAAGUCCGGCAGAUAGUCCCGCACCAUCAGCAGCAACUGUUACUGCUUCCCCUGAAGUGGCACCAGAGGAAGUAACAGUACAUGUCCAGAAUGACACCGACCUGAAAAAUAUGCAAUCAUAAUUUCUUCGAAUAGUACAGCAUGUUAAAUAUGAAAAUUUUUAAACACAAUAAUGUAAACAAUAUAAUGUAGAUUGAUAAUGUGGCAAUUACAGGCAAUAAAAAAGCAUACUAAUUAA
Bombus huntii is the source of this 628-nucleotide messenger RNA. Its product is annotated as peritrophin-1-like. NCBI's taxonomy places the organism in Eukaryota, Metazoa, Arthropoda, Insecta, Hymenoptera, Apidae. The record is from RefSeq and is a predicted model, not a curated record. Bases 135 to 512 code for a protein of 125 amino acids. The transcript is spliced from 2 exons. Gene Ontology annotation, cellular component: extracellular region. Gene Ontology annotation, molecular function: chitin binding.